Messenger RNA from Erythranthe guttata (spotted monkey flower), 750 nucleotides. The record is from RefSeq and is a predicted model, not a curated record. Lineage: Eukaryota; Viridiplantae; Streptophyta; Magnoliopsida; Lamiales; Phrymaceae.
AUGGACAUUCUGAUCCAAAGGAGAACAGAUUCGAGCGAUUUAGAAAUCGAAGAAUCCCUCAAACGAGCCGGAGCUUUUGUAGGUGCGUCGUCGUUUCACAAAACCACUCCAAAAAGGGGCUUAUUGUCGUCCUCCCCUCAAAAAGACCUAACAACCAACGUCAUCUUGAACAAAUGGCUCAACGAAAGAGAAGAUUGGCUCGAGAGGAAGAGAAGUGGAUUGAUGGUAGUGGCUUCGCUAAUAGCAACAAUGGCGUUUCAAGCGGGGGUCAACCCCCCCAACAACGUCUGGCAGGAAAUUCAGACGCCUGAUACGAGAAACUCAAAAGAUCUUCGUCAUUACCUAACAAAGGCGAUCAACCACCUUAAAAACUCCGAGCGGUUCUACUUGAUCAACACCACGAGCUUCAUUGCUUCUCUAAGCAUCAUAUUGUUGUUGAUGAGCGGAUUGCCGCUGAAACGGAAAUUCUUCGUUUGGGUUUUGAUGGUGGUCACUUGGAUUGCGAUUACGGCGAUAGCGCUUUCUUACACGGUUGCUGUGAUUAUAUCGACCCCGCCUAACAAAAAGGAGACGAUCGAUGCUAUGGUCGGGAUUACAGUGUUUGCGUGGAUUUGUUUGAUGGCCUUACUACUUGUUGGACAUACACUUCGCUUGAUUGUGAAGAUGAUUAGGGUGUUGUUCAAUUUGGUUAAGUGGGUGAUCGGGGCUUCGUUUAGGAGAAGGAAGAGGGAUAAUAAUAUUCGUUUUUAA